Molecule: messenger RNA, 1164 nt
Organism: Capsaspora owczarzaki ATCC 30864
Lineage: Eukaryota; Filasterea; Ministeriida; Capsasporidae
Product: annexin XIIIb
Exons: 3
Coding region: 106-1053 (315 amino acids)
Cellular component (GO): cytoplasm
Molecular function (GO): calcium-dependent phospholipid binding; calcium ion binding
Source: RefSeq, a predicted model, not a curated record
GUUUGAUUUUGCGCUGGCGCUUCAAAAGCCAGCGCCAAAUUAAGAACUUUCAUCUUCACUCCUCUUCCGGAAACCAACCCCCCAACCCCACAAUCCAAACCAACAAUGCCCGGCACUGUCAAGGCUGCUGCUAACUUCAACGCUGAGGCUGACGCCCAGGCCCUCUACAAGGCCUUCAAGGGCAUCGGCACCGACGAGAAGGCUGUCAUUGCCAUCGUCGCCAACCGCUCGAACGCCCAGCGUCAACAGCUCAAGAUCGCCUACAAGCAGGCAUACGGCGAGGACCUCGUCGGCCGCAUCAAGUCGGAGCUGUCUGGCAACUUUGAGAACAUUACUGUUGCCCUGUUCAACACGCCUGCUGGCUUCCUCGCUUCGGAGCUCCGCAAGGCCAUGAAGGGCGCUGGCACGGACGAGGCUGUCCUCAUUGAGAUUCUCUGCUCUGCCGACAACAACACCAUCAAGGCCAUCACUGCUGCCUACAAGGAGCAGUUCAGCCGCGACCUCGAGAAGGACGUUGUCUCUGAGACCUCUGGCCACUUCCGCCGCCUCCUCGUCUCGCUGCUCACCGCCCACCGCGACGAGAGCACCACCGUCGACGCCGCCAAGGCCAAGGCUGACGCCCAGGACCUCUACUCUGCCGGCGAGGGCAAGUGGGGCACUGACGAGUCCAAGUUCAACAUGCUCCUCGGCUCGCGCUCGUACCCCCACCUCCGCGCCGUCUUCAAGGAGUACGGCGCGAUCAAGGGCCACGCCAUCGAGACUGCCAUCGACAAGGAGUUUAGCGGUGACAUCAAGAAGGGCUUCCUCACGGUCGUUGCCGCCGUCCAGGACCCCGCUGCCUACUGGGCCAACCGCAUGUACCUCGCCAUGAAGGGCGCUGGCACUGACGACGACACCCUCGUCCGCGCCAUCGUCUCGCGCGCCGAGAUUGACAUGGAGGAGAUUAAGGUUUCCUUCAUUGGCACCCACAAGAAGUCCCUCCUCAACUGGGUUCAGUCGGACUGCUCUGGCGACUACAAGCGCAUGAUUGAGGCCAUCCUUGGCGGCCACUAAAUGGUUUUUGAACGGCUGUUUGAUCUCUUUGUUGACCGCAUCGAGAGAGCCGUUUCCAGUGUGUAAAAAACAAAAACGAAACAAAAAAUUCUUAAUAAACAUUGAAACCAA